This is a messenger RNA of Xyrichtys novacula (pearly razorfish), 10015 nucleotides long. The record is from the annotation of a GenBank genome assembly. Lineage: Eukaryota; Metazoa; Chordata; Actinopteri; Labriformes; Labridae.
AUGAGAACAAUGUCUGAUGAGACAGAACAGAGAAUGUGUGAGGAGGACUUUGGUACGGACGAGGAGGGCGAGGAAGCAGACGUGGAGUCGUACCUGGAGGACAACAGCAGCGAGCUCAUGGACCGACUUAGAGAGCUGGAGGUGAGACAGUAACGCACGGAGGGAAAAAAAAGGGAAUAAAGAAGGAAAAUAAAUCACAUUUAAAGCGAUUUCACAGAGUCUGAUGGGUGUUUGUUGUGUGCUUGUAUCCUGGCUGUGAAAAUCUUAAGUCGGUGUUUAUCUGCCUGACAUUCAUCACUGAGUUGUUAUUCUCCUCACAGGCUGAAAACUCUGCUCUGAUGUUGGCGAAUGAGAGUCAGAGGGAAGCUUAUGAGAGAUGUUUGGAUGAGGUGAGUUCAUGUAAAUUAAUCAGGACACUAAGAACAGUUAUAAAUAUCUCCCCAGCUCAGACUUUCUGCAUCAUAUUUAAUCUUUUCUGGUGUUCAUAGGUGGCCAACCACGUGGUGCAGGCUCUGCUAAAUCAGAAGGUAACGCGUGUCUUCAUGUGUUUGGAUUAUUUGAUUUAAGUCUGUCAGGUUUCUCACAGCUCUGUGUGUCACCGAACAGGAUCUGAGAGAGGAGUGCAUCAAGCUGAAGAUGUUGGUGUUCGACCUGGAGAGACAGAACCGAGCGCUUUGUGAGCUUUUUCAGCAGAAACUGCCCAACCACCCCACCGCUCACUACCAGGUAAAUCAGCCUCACCUGUCCGUCAUGAUCAACGAAGAGCCGUGUGGUUUUAACUCUCUGAACUUCAGCGUGUGUUUACAGGAGCUUUACUCCUUAAAUACAGAAAUGUUGAGUAAAAACUAAAACAGUUCUGAUCUCCUCAGCUCUGAUUCACUUCAGCCUCAUUCUUUCAAACGCUGGUGAGUCAGUCAAGAGUCUCGGUUUCUGCUCGUAUUGUUUCCUGCAGAUGCCAGAACAGAGUAUCUGCAGUCAUCUGUGUGUAUAAUAGCCUGAAGUGUGUACAGCGCCGUCCUAAUUGCCUCAUGACUCUCCUGUUACAGGUCCAGGCGGGACCCCUCCCAGACUACAAUGCACAGCUGCACAAUGACUCUGCCAAACAGGUGGAGUCUGCACAGACUGAAGCACAAGCCAAGGUGAGGAGCACAGAGAGUGUGUGUGAGUGUGUGUGAGUGUGUGUCGAGUCAAAUCCAUGAGAGAGAGAACGAUCUCCACCUGAGCCACAGAACUUUAUUUACUUUAUAAACUCUCACAGGCUCUAACAGAGUUUUUUUUUUCCAGUUAUCUGGUAAAACUGAAACCUCAUCAGACACCUGUUCAUAAUAUUACAUACAUAUAUGAGUUGUUAGUCACUUGAUAGGAGUCAGCAGCAGUUGGCCUCUAAAGCAGCAGUCAGUAAACACUUAAAACAUUUCUUAACCCAUUAAGACCUGAACCCUGACUGAGACACGCCUCUGAAAUCCUGAGAAGGGCCCCCAGAUCCUGAGGUUUAUAAAAAAGCUGAUAUCUCGGCCUCUGUAGCAGGUAGAAACAAAAUUAAAAAAGUAUAUUUUAAUUCUUCCAAACCUUCAUCACAUUAUUAAAAAUCUUGAACAAACUCACAUGAAAUAAAGCAGCUGUAUAAAUCAAAGUAAAGACUCUGAAAUGGAGAAUAACAAACUAUUUGCUGUCUGUAAAACAAGCGGCAGUCAUGAUAAAGUCUCCAUUCUUUAAGUGUUUAAAAGGUAUACAGCUGCCCUAGUAUAGUGCCAGAACAAAAGCAGAACUAAAAAAUAAAAAAUAAAUAAAUGCGUGUCUGACAGUGUGUUCAUCUCUGUGUUCACUCAAAGUCAUGAACACUCACAGAAAACGCCGAUAGUGUGAGACAAAGAUCUCAAUAUGAAGAGGUUGUUCAGACUGGAGGUCCACCAGCUCCUCUUCGUCAUCACCAAAAACAUUCCUCUCAUCCACAAAUCCCGAUCUUGUGGCCCAGAAGGUUCUAAAUAGGGUCGCCAACGUUGUCAUUUCUGCUACCAUCGCUAAGGCUGAAGCUCCUCUCUGCCUCCGUCAUCGUUUACUUUCCUCACGAAGGACGUAGCGAGAUCAGAGCAUGAAUCCGAUCACUUUGUUAGGUUGUCAGAGGCAGACAGGUGUGUUGAUUUGAUUCGCCACGAUUUCAGAAAUGAUUGACAAACUACAGAAUGUUACAAAAUAACAUAUCCAAGCUCACGGCUUGAAGGGUAGAAAUGCGUCAGGCUGUCCUGGUUUAAACGGGUUAAUAGAAGUUAGCAGCAGUUUGUCUCUAAAGAAGAAAUCAGGAUUGAGAGUAAAACACUUAAAACAUCUCUAAAAGAAAAGAGAUUUUAACUGAUUCGUCAAGUAUUUCUGUGACAGUAGCUAAAAUAAUCUCUUAUUGUUGUGAAUUUAAUCUCCUGGAGUUAAAAGCUAAAGUUGUGUGUCGUUGUUCGGAGGCUUUAACCCGCUCUGACAUUUGCUCUGUAAUCAUCUAUUGUGCUUUAAAAAGCUAAUCUGCUCUGCGCCGGCUUCCUGCACGCACGCUCUCUAAAGGUCUUUAUGAACUGGAUUGUUUGCCUCUGAGAGCUGAUUGUUUGCUGAUGGACGUCUAUUUCUGUCCAAAGGGAAACGGCUACCGCACACAGCACGCCUCCCCGGGCCCCCGCGGCCCCGCCGCCUCCAUGGAGGCCCUGUCCCCCUUUUUCAAGAAGAAAGCACACAUCCUGGAGGUCCUGCGCAAGAUGGAGGAGACGGACCCUCUCAAGUUCCACCCGUCCACCACGAGCCUGUCUUUCUGCGACUACAGCCAGGUGCUCAUGUCCACAGAGGCUGUUCUGGCCGCCGCUGAGCCCCUCCCCCUACAGCCCCACCACACACACUGCCACUGCUCGCGCUCCGACGCUGACGCUCACCAGCAUGUCAACGGCGACGGGGCGGUGAAGUGCGAGGGGGGGAACACCUGCUGUUUACACUGCAAGAGGAGUCCAGAGGGGGGUCCUCUAAAGCCAUGCAACCACGUCUGUAGUCCUUCGAAAGCGGCCGCCCAGAGCCACGGCGUCCCCGCAGCUGCUACGAGCGAAUGUCACAGUAAGAGCAGAACGGCAGACGCCGCUCCCUCGUCCAAAUGCACCAAGAAUGAAGUCCACCAGCAACCCGCCGCCGGCAGCUCCCGCCCCGCCGCCUCGGCUGAUCAGAGCCUGGAGGGGACGGAGGAGCAGGAGAGCGCGGAGAGUUUCCUCAACGACAGUGCCUCUGAGGAGCUCGCCGGUUUCAGCGCCGUGAAGGAUGGCAAACAGAUCUCCCACUGUGACAUGGAGACCGGCGACGGGGUUCAGAACGGCGUGGCCUCCAUCAGCGACCCCUCAUCCAUCCCUGAGAAAGACGUCCCUGAUCACGAGGCCGCUUCAUCGAGAGCCGGAGCCUCCGUCAGCCCCAGCCCGUCCUGCCUCAGCGACGUCAAAGCCGCCGCCAUCAACUCCCCGUCCAAACUGCUCAAGUUCUUAAAGAUCCCCUCGAUAGGCGACAAGUCUCAGGCGUCAACCUCCGCCGUCCGUCUCAGCCCGCAGCUCACCCGCAGCUCCAGAAUCCCGUGUCGCACAAACAACUACGAAGUUUACCACUCGCCCGUCCCCACGCGCAGAGCCACGACCACGGAGAGGUGCAGGCAGCCCCCGCCUCCCCCCUCCAGGUCUGAGUCGUACCCGGCCACACACUCGGCGCCGACGUCCCCUCCGCAGCCUGAAGACGUCUGCGCUCCGCCCGUUAAAGACAUAAGCUACAGCAGCCUCUCGGCGCCCAAAGCCGGCUCAAAGAUGGUGCCGCCGUCGUCCACGUGUCCCUCCUCCUCGUCCCCAAAAGUCUCUCAGAGGAUUCCUCACUAUGAAAACGUCUGUAACAUGUCCAGAGAGGCGGAGCCGACCUCCAACCUCGAGAAGAGAACCACCCUCCCCUCACAGACGAAGGCGAACGGCGCCGAGAGGAAGCUCGUCAAAUCGCUGCCUGAAAGUGUCCUGAACCCCCAACCUCAGAGGAAGCAGUCGUCGUCCUCCACGUCGGAGUCCACCUCCGACGACGACGAGGACUCAGACAGUCCCGUGUGGGUCAACCACCACAGCCUGCCCAGUUCCUCCGCCCUCAACAAAGCCCAGGGUCGAACCAGCUACGCCCAACCGCGAGAAAAACCGGAGGCUGAUGUUACCGUGCAGAGCUUGGAGGUCGUCCAGCAGCAGCCGCCUCCUCCUCCAAUCAGACGGGGAGACUCCUCCUCCAUCCCCAAGCGACCUAUGUCUGCAGCGGGGAGAUCUCAGGCUGACUCCAGUCAUCACGCGUUUAAAGACAGACUGGCGGCUCUCAGCAAACUGAGGAGCUCCGAGGACUUACAGGUGGGUCUGCGGCCGGUGGAGAACGUGAACGAAGGCGCCGCGGAGAGACCGAUGGAGCUCCACAAGGAGGAGCAGAGACACUCGAAGUUCGCGGACUCCUUGGACAGUAAACCUAAAGGCGGGAGCGUCGGCUUGAAGUACCCGGGUUCAUCUCAGAUCUACGAGCAGGCCGUCAAGUCCCAGUCUAAACAGGAAGUGUGUGUGACAAAGACAGAAGGAUCCAAGAGUAAAAUCGGUCUGCCGUCCCCCAACGCCGACGCGCCGCAGGUUCUUCGCAACAACAUCAAGUGUCCCGGCUCCUUGAAUCUGGCCUAUAAUCUCAAACAAGCUUCUCACAGCAGCAGCAGCCCCAACAAAAUCCCCCCGAAGUCGCCGUCCAAACCCUGUCAGCCCACGUCCGUCCACAGAGCGGGGAAACCAGAGACCCCCAGAUACUCGUCCAAAUCUGAGGAGAGGACGAAGAUCAGCGGGAAAGGGAAGAAGAACCCGAUGUACGGAGACAGUCUGCCUCCUCCUCCUCCCAGACCUCCGACAUCCGACGUGGAGAAGCAGCCGAUGCAGCCGACCCCGACCCCGCAGUCUGCCAUCGAGCAGAAGGUGAUGAAGGGCAUCGAGGAGAACGUGCUGAAGCUGCAGGAGCAGGACCGAGGAGGUCAGGGCGGCGAGGUGAAGCAGAAAGCCUCCAACGGCAUCGCCAGCUGGUUCGGACUGAAGAAGAGCAAGCUGCCGGCGCUGAGCCGCAAAACCGACGGCACCAAAGCGAAAGACGAGAAGAAGGAGUGGAAGAUCAACAUCCCGUCUGUGGGCCGGGACUCGGUGAAGAUGGCCACCAGGUGUAAAGAGGGAGUGGAGGGUCUGAACAUCUCCACCCUGAUGGAGAAGGCGGAGGGGCUGAGGAGGGCCCUGGAGGAGGAGCGGGCGUACGUGGAGCGGUCGGGCAGGGGUCACUCCUGCGAGGUGGUGAUGGACCAGGCUCAGGGACAGCUGGCUGUCAUGUACAGAGGAGCGCGCUCAGACAACUUCAUGCAGCAGCUGCUCAACAGGUGAGUCAGUGGUGGGGCGAAAUUCAGAGAUUUCAAAAUAAAGAGAUAAGAAAACCGGACAAAGUCGAUGUUUGGAUGAAAACAUCGUCGCCUCAUCCGUCAAACUGCUGUGUGAAAUUUAGAGGGAUAUUCAGGCGUCUCUAGUUAUACCAACUUUAGUAACGACUGCACGAUUGCAAUACAGAGAGCCACGCCCUCAACCAAAACGCCACUCUAUAGCCACAAAUAAUGCUCAGAACAGCACCUAACUUCAUCAACAGGACAUAUAGGGUCACAGACAUAGUACUAGACACCAAACAGCUUUUUAACUUUGACUCAUUUCUUUAGCAAAGAGACUAAACACAACUCACCUACUCUCUUCCAGCAGACGCUUGUUUGUAGAGAGACCUCAGGCCAGUCCAUUACGGACUACAGCGGGGUGACGCAGCUCAAGGAAGAACAUUUAUGAUCAUUUCUUUAUGGAAAUACAAUCAGACCGAGACGCUACGGCAGAAGAACUACCGCGUCUGCAAAAUUAUUAAUAUGGUGAUUAUUACUUCAAGGAAAUGAUGAAGAAAUGAUCAUAAAUGUUCUUCCUUGAGCUGCGAAACUCCGCUGUAGUCCGUAAUGGACUGGUUGAGGUCUUGCUACAAACAAGCAGCUGCUGGAAGAGAGUAGGUGAGUUGUGUUUAGUCCUGUGGUCGUUACUAAAGUUGGUAUAACAACAUUCAUCUCUAACUCUGUGUUUCGGUGUGUUUGACCCUAACUUAGUUUUACGUCAGAAUAUCCCUUUAAUCAGUCGUCUCCUGUAAUUUGAAGUUCACUCACUCGUAUCUGAACAACAGGAUUACGUCUUUGUUCCGUCUGAUCUCAGGUCUCCUCGUAUCUCUGUUCGAACUGCAGAGCAGUAAUGACUGUGACUGUAGAUUAGCCUCUGACACAUGAGCUUAAGAACGUCUUAAAGAUAAAAACUGUAAAAGUCGUCCACUCAGCGCCGCCUUUUUAAGCCUCUUCUGGUCAUUUUUCUUGUUCUUUCUGCAUAAACUCUGAGAUUAAAAAGAUCGAAUUAACUUUGUCUAAACUUGACGAAUGUUCAGGGUCGACGGGAAGGAGAUGAUCAGCAUGCCGCAGCGCCGCCUCUCCUUCGACUGCAAGACGUCGAAGCCCGUGUUCAGUCAGCAGAGCGACGUCAUCAGUCACACCACCAGCCGGGACGACAUCGAGAAGGUACGGCGCUAUAAAACUCUCUGUGCAAGCUAGAAAAAGUUGGUCUUAGAGCCCGCCUCCUCCAUGUAAACAGAUGGGACAUGAGUCAAACUUCAAACUCAAACAGCACAUUCAAUACAUGCUUCUGUGGCACGGUUUCCAUCAUUAUAGUUAGCUUUUAUCGUACAGUUUUAUUCCCAAGUACUUGUUUUUAAAUGAUCGGAUUUACAUGAUUGGCAGCUCUGUUUACAAAUGCAACUCCUGCAGAUUAGUGUGCAACAGAUUAACAGAGCAGAGUGAGAGAAAAGGCACCAAACACUUACAAAUAGACUCUUUCCACACAAAUACAAUCAUGAGAGGAGGUGGAGAAGCAUCGUCCAUCUUAAAAACACUCAAAGAGACACAGAGAAAGAUUUUAACAUGACUAAGUGAGAAAAGAGGAAAAGUCGUCUCCUGGUUUUUAAUCCAGUUUCUCUUUCCUUCAAAGCUGAACUCUGUUUUUAAUUCGUGUUUCCUACAUGUCGAUUCAGUUCGCUCACUUCUCCGUCUGACACUUUGUUGUCGUCUCACGCAGGGAUCAGACAGAAUCGGCAAGAUCACGUCAGACGAAAACCUCGCCGAUUCGGUUCACUCCCAACACUUCGCAGGUAAGAAGAGUCUGCCAGGAUGGAAACAUCCGUCUGUUUUUUUCUGUGAGGUUCAUGAGAAGAACGACCUUGUGGAGGAUCAAACCAAAGAAGAAGUCUGGGAAUAGAGAAAUGAAUUAAUGUAUGAAGGAUUUCACAGAGAGAGAGAGAGACGUUUGGCACUGAAAACAUGAAACAGCGGAGAAUAAGAGGAUGAAAGUACAGACACAGAUUCAAGAAUAUUCAGAGGGAAAGGAGCUCCAAAAACGAACCUGAAGAGGAAUUUAGUGAAAAACAAUCUGAGGAGUUAUUACAGGUAAACUUCAGAGCAGAGACUCCUCACUACCCCUGAAUGUAUUUGAUCAUUAAACUGGAACUUUUCUGUAAAGCAUUGACGAGAUUAUCAUCUCCUAUCCUGAAAAAAGAGGAUUUUUAAUACUUUAUUCCAAAACUACAAUUUCCUCACUGAAAUAUUGAUUUAAUUUCCAUCAUUGCCAAUCGUGACUAUCACAAUAAAAAAAUAUUUUUUUCUAUUCAUGUGAAGUUUAAGUUUUAUGUACGAUAAUCUUCAUUCAGCUGAUACGAACAGAAAUAAUCUAAUCUUUUAAAUUCGUGUCUGUUAUUAAAUUUAUCUAUUUAAUCGACAUUUUCCUCACAACCAUCUUCUUCAAGUUACAAAUCUGUUUUUUCUUCUUCUUGGAUAAGCUCACAUUUCUCCCUGCCUUUAAAUCCACAGGGGUUCGACUGAAACAUGCGAUUAGCAUAUGUGUGUGAAAACACCUUUAUUAGCAUAUCAAAGUAAAUAAAUGAGGGCGCGCCCCGGAGGAGGAUCAGAGCAGUCGCAGAGAAAAUUAAGAGGAGAAUUCAUUAGUGAACAACUUUGGAUUCUUUUCUACCGUCUGUUUAUUUAAUUAUCUGAGCGUCUCUUUCGCUCGUUUAUUCCGCUCACAUGUGGAACAAAUUAGAUCAAAAAUCUGGUUUAUAAUCCGGAUGAAGACCCUCCUCUUCUCUUCUUCUGCAGGUUCUGGUGCUUCCACGUACACCCUGGACAGCGGCAUCGGUACGUUCCCUCUGCCUGACUGCAGCAGCGGAGCAGCAGGACGCGGUCUGUCCAAGACGAGGGCUGGGGCCGACCACCACUCGGGGUCCCCCGGGAGGGCCGGACGCCGGGCUCGCACCCUGGAGCGAGAGCUGACGUCGCAGGAGGAGUGUUACGCGCCGCACAAACAGCUGAUUCCCACAAUUCAGUAUGGCUCUGUGAUGGAGGGGAGGGGCUCCGCGGGCGUCAUCAGAGAAGGUGAAGACAAACGAGAUAGAUAGAUAGAUAGAUAGAUAGAUAGAUAGAUAGAUAGAUAGAUAGAUAGAUAGAUAGAUACUUUAUUGAUCUCAGAGGGAAAUUGAAACACAACAAACGAGCGAAAAAGACGGAGCUGCUGCCACUUGUGACGGCACAGUCACAGAAAAUCUAAAUGUACGACUUCGUCCUUUAAAGAUCAAUCUCUCCCUCAUCUACAGACAAAGAGGCUCACGGUGCGAACAUGUUCUCCCCGCGCUCAAAGACCUGGACCUUCCCCAACCUGAAGACUCCGGCAGGUCCUGCGGAGGUUUACCUGGCAGUGGAGGAGGAAGAGGAGGAGGCCGUGUCCUUUGGAUCACCGUUCAGAGGGGUAAAUCCAGGCUCUGUGUCCGCUGAAGAAACUCUGUCAUGUAUAAAUUUUAAGACAAAAAGACCAGAGAGGCUGUUUUUAGGGUUUUUAGAGUAACUGAUCCACAUUUUGCUCCAGAAAAGGUGAAAACAAGUUUGGAGGAAAACUUUGAGGGAGUUUGGAGGUUUGUUCCUCUCUGGUGCAGACAGGUUUUCCCAUUACUGUCACAUAAAUCUCCGACUCAGAUGAAGUUCGUUUUUUAUCUCUGCGUUGAUCUUUUGUGGGAAAAAAAACUGCACAGAAAUUCCCCGUAGUUUUACUGGGAACCAAAGACAGGAUCAGAGUUAAAAUCAUAGAAGAAAAAAAAGGUUAAAUAACGAGUCGGUUGAGUUUGUGAGGCCCGUGAUAACACAGAUUUGCCUCAAGGGACCACAAUCUGUACGGCAUACGGCACCAUCUGUCCUCAGACAAAGGAGGACGGAGGACGAACACGUAAAAAUAAACCUUAGAUGGAGGAAAAGUCACUUAGAUGGAGACGAACACGCUGAGAACUUCCUUUUGUUUGGUGUAAUCGUGACUUUGCUCGUGUUUCGACUUCAUUUUGUCGUCUGUUCUUGUUGAGAAGCUGCCGGGCAGAGGCAUGAAGGAGCAGAAAUCUGGGUCGCUCUCAGACUUAAAAUACUCUGCAGCAGUAAAGCGAGGAUACAUUUUUAAAUGUGCACUCUCAGCUUACAUAAUGAAGAACACAGAAACACACCAAUUAUUCAUCAGCCGAGUAUUAAAGAUUUAUCUCUGUUUCGCUUCUGUUUCUUUUGCACCUGAAGGCGUUACAUAAGGCACGUCACAUGACCUUGAAUGCUUCUGCUUCCUCUCAGGGUAUGAAGGCCGGCGGCCCCUCCUCCAGCCGGGUGGUCGACCCCGGCAGCCUGCCCGUCCCCGCCCAGUCCGGGAUGAGCCGCAGGGGGAAGACCCGCACGCCCAGCGUCCCCGAGAUGAGCCGGGAGGCCGGGCUGGAGCUGCUCAGGGAGCGUCCCGAGGAAGCCAUCUCCCCGAGUCGCCCUCAAGUCCUGGAGACCCCCGAGUCCCUCAGCGACUCGCUGUACGACAGUCUGUCGUCCUGCGGCAGCCAAGGAUGA